AUGGCUCUCCUCCCUCUGGCGCUCUUGUGUGCGGCCACUUUGGGUGCGGCAGAGCCCCAGCUCUUCGAGCCCGAGCCCUUUACCAGCGCGCAGUUGCGAGGUACAGACCCUUUUGAGGAGGCUGUCGAAGAGCCCGUCCGAAGCGAGAAGUGGCUGAGGGACAUCAGCAGGCGGACCAAGAACCACUUCAAGAAGAUUCUGCAGCCGCUUCAGACUCCGAUUGUGCAGGAGUACCAGGUGCUCCAAAUCCUCGACGGAUACGUCAACUACACGAUGCAGCUGGUGGCAAAUGCCACUGGCCAUGACGUGGUCUGGAACCGAACAGGCCGUUGGCUGUCCGAGGAGGAGCCACGGGCCUUGAAGCAGGAUCUGCCCCCAAGGGCCCGGUACAUCAACAGGAUGCUGAUCUAUCUGAACAAGGAGAUGGAUGUCGUGUGGAACUUGAAGACCAUGGUUGACCGCAAGCGCUGGGGCGUCGGAAAUGUCAUCACGUCCUCGCCCUACGGCCCCCAUGGGGAGCACCCAGAGCGCUGGAGGGCCAAUGGCUCCUUCCCGCUUCCCAAGGCGGCACCGAACAGCACCAUUCUCCUCCAGGACAAGAAGAUCAAUCUGGUGCUCCGCGUCAAGGCCGACGUCGAAGAGUAUGACAACAAGUAUGCCCAGCAACUGCAGGCUGAUUAUGAGUCCUUGGUCCACAACAUCAAUGAUGCCAGCCAGAAGAUCAGCGACCUUCGUGGCCGGCUCUGGAAGAUGGAGGACUUUGCACAGCAGUUCAUCGUCCUUCCGUCCGGUGUUUGGAACAAGAUCGAUGCGAACUGA
This is a messenger RNA of Symbiodinium natans, 819 nucleotides long. The record is from the annotation of a GenBank genome assembly. NCBI's taxonomy places the organism in Eukaryota, Dinophyceae, Suessiales, Symbiodiniaceae.